This is a messenger RNA of Drosophila ficusphila, 1549 nucleotides long. RefSeq names its product galactose mutarotase. Gene Ontology annotation, biological process: beta-D-galactose catabolic process via UDP-galactose, Leloir pathway; glucose metabolic process. Gene Ontology annotation, molecular function: carbohydrate binding; aldose 1-epimerase activity. The record is from RefSeq and is a predicted model, not a curated record. NCBI's taxonomy places the organism in Eukaryota, Metazoa, Arthropoda, Insecta, Diptera, Drosophilidae. The coding region runs from base 144 to 1256 and encodes 370 amino acids. The transcript is spliced from 2 exons.
CCCGAACGACUUUGGCUAGCCCUAAUCAGUAGUUGAGUAGUGAGCCAGACGUAAACAGAGGUGUGCCGGACAGGAGAGCACAGACACCCGACAGUUGCUGUCAACCGUUUUGAGGGGAAGGAACGAGACCGAGACGCUCCAAAAUGUCGAUCGAACUGGAGGAGGAGAUCUUCGGCCUGGCCGUGAAUCCGUUAACCAAGUCGCCGGAAAUGGUGCGCCGGUACACGCUGAAGAACGCCAAGGGCAUGUCCGUGUCGGUCAUCCAGCUGGGGGCGAUCAUCCAGAGCGUCUGCUUGCCGGACGCCUACAAGAAGGUUGACGACGUGUGCCUCGGGUUCGACGACAUCGCCAGCUACGUGGCCCACAAGGGGGCCUACAUUGGGGGAACCCUCGGACGAGUGGCUAACCGGGUGGCUAACGGAGAGUACACGGUGGACGACACUAAAGUGUCGGUGACCAAGAACAUAGAUGACAAGUUCCAGCUGCACGGCGGCUUCGUGGGAUUUGACAGCGUCAUCUGGGAGGUGGUGCAGAAGUCGGCUGAGGGAGUGGUCUUCCGGCACGUGUCGCCACACGGCCACGAGGGCUACCCGGGCAGGCUGACCUGCCUGAUCACCUACCAGCUGGACAACGAGAACCGGCUGUGGGUCAGGUAUGAGGCCACCACCGACCGCUCCACGAUGGUCAACCUUUCGAGCCACGCCUACUUCAACCUGGCGGGCCACGGGUCAGGAUCCAAGGGGCUGGCGGAGCACACGGUGGAGAUCGCCGCCGACCAUAUCGUGGGCACGGACGAGCUGCAGAUUCCCACCGGCGAGCUGGUCAGCGUGGACGACACAGUCUUCGACCUCAGGCUGCCGGUGCUGAUGCGGGACCGCCUCAUGCAGUUCGAGGACCGCCUGAUCAAGGGCUACGACAACUGCUUCGUGGUCAACGGGGGCCAGCUGCAGAAGACGGUGGCCAAGGUGGCCAAGAUCGUGCACCCGCCCAGCUGCCGGGUGCUGGAGGUCUGGACCAACCAGCCCGGCAUGCAGUUUUACACCGCCAACAACCUGACCUCGAUAGUCGGCAAGAACUGCACUAACUACGUGCGGCACGGCUCGUUCUGCGUGGAGACCGAGAAGUUCCCAGACGCCAUGAACCACCCUGAGUUCCCCUCGAUCCGCCUUGAGGCCGACCAAAAGUACCGGCACGACGUCCUCUACUGGUUCAAGGUGGAGGAGUCCUGGAAGUGCUGCUGCAACAACGACCCGUGAGGGUGAUAGGGAUCUCUCGCAAAUAAAGCUAUUCCUCUGGUUUCCAACCCCAAUGUUAUUGAUUUUAGAUUAUUCAAAAUUCCAGUUUGAAUAAGAUUAAGCCUGACAAGCGUGGCUAAAAAAUUUCUGUAAUAAAAAAAAAAAGCCAAUGUAAAUGGAUUAGGUAAUUUUUGCUUGAGCUUAGGAAUUGUGUGCCAUCAAUUGUAUGACAGGUGCCCAAUAUUUUCUGUGCGCUAAGGUAUGAAAGUACAAUGUAUUUGUAAAACAUUAAAAAAUAUAGUUAUCUAUUACAA